This is a messenger RNA of Nothobranchius furzeri (turquoise killifish), 4686 nucleotides long. RefSeq names its product coiled-coil domain containing 180 (gene ccdc180). Lineage: Eukaryota; Metazoa; Chordata; Actinopteri; Cyprinodontiformes; Nothobranchiidae. The record is from RefSeq and is a predicted model, not a curated record.
CUAUGAGAUAAAAAAAUAAUGUUGCAACGUAUUAAGCUUUAUACUUUAGUCUCAUGUUCAUAUUAUUUGUAAUGGUGAGAAUAUUUGUUCUGGGUGUAGUACCACUCCCGGCCACCAGGAGGCGGGAGAGAUUUUGUGUGGUAGCUAGUCCCUGGGCUAAACAGGUUAGAAAACCGCAUAAGCUCCACAACCUGCUUCGACUGGACAGUGGUGUGAUAGUGGAAAUAUCGCAUUAAUAAUUAAAAUUCAGAGCAACUUGUGCGUGUGUGUCUGAUUUAGCAGAACCAUGAACGAACAUAUGAACCCAACGCCAGUUGCCAUGGUGACGGGAAACUUGUGGAGUCGUUAGCAGUAGCAGGUAGCAGCUGAGCUAGUUACUGAGCGGUGUCAGUGAGACUUAAAACUGGGUAAACUCCACUGAACCCGGGAACCCAGAGCUCCGAGCUGACCGCAGGUCGGUACCAUCAGCCAACAUGAGCAGGGAGGUUCCGAGUGGGGAGGUGAACCGGCAGCUGUUUGACGCUCAGACUCAGCUGUCCAAAUCACUGUGGGCAGGACGCAGAGACAUGAGGACAGAGUGUGUGUCCUCAGCAGACAGUAACACAACCUGCGAGUUCUGCUCCUCCUCAUGCACGAGGCAGCAGAGGGAUGAUGAAGGUGACGAAGAUGAUGUCAGCAGACUUCCUGACUCCAUAGAGACCAGUCACCUGACCUCGGGCAUUUUGGAUAAACUGGCGCAGAAAACCAGACAGAAACACGAUGAAGCUCUGAAGCAGAUGGACACACACCUGACUCACCUGUCCCAGGCGUGCGAGACGGAGGUAAGGACCCUCUGUGAGCAGCUGAAGUCCUCUUUGCAGAAGGCAAACCUCAGAUUGGACACCCUGAAGGACAGGAUGGGACACCUGCAGCACAGCAGUCUGCAGGAGGUGCUCAGUCUCUGGGAGGAGGUGCACGAGGAGGUGAAGGAGAGGAAGAACAGAUUCUCAGAGCUGAACCUCCAGCUGAACGACUGUGAGAGACAACGAACCGAUGAGCUCAGAGCCAUCCUCAGGACACACAUCCAGCUGCUGGAGGAGAUCCGCUUCCUGCCUUCAUCAGAGGUCCACAGACUCAUCCACAAGGAGGCCACGAAGCUGAAUGUAGCCCUGCUGGCGAACCGCCGCAGCAUCGCCCAGCUGCUGCUGCGCCUGAAGGAGGACAACCUGCAGCAGGAGUUUCUGCUGCAUCUGCAGUGGGAGGAGAGGUUGAACAGCUGGAGGAGCAUCAGAAUCAGUGGGCUGGUGGAACGGUUUAGGACUUUCUUCAGCAGCGUUGUGGGUCGUCAGCCGCUCUCAGAUCAGCAGAUGAAACAAACUCAAGAGGAUCUGACACAACAGCGUCGUGACGUCAUCCAACAGAUCAGAACUAUGGCCCCGCCCACCAUCUCUUCUACAGCCGUUUCUGAUUGGUUCAACCAGCUGACAGCCGUCAAUCAGCAGAUCGACCAACAUCACACGGACUUCCUCCGUCAGCUGAAAUGUUUGCGUCAGCAGACGUGGCAGGAUUGUCUGGCUGAAGCGGAGAAGUGUAAGGAGGCGCUCUCAGCCCUUCAGCUCUCAGAGGAGCAGGUGAACUGCAUCAUCAGUCCUAAGCUCCUCCCUCUUAUUGAAGGACUCAAGAGUCAGGAUGAAGCACAGCUGGCCGCUUUAAAGGUGAGCAGGGACUUCUUGUCCCACCACUCCGCCGGAGCCAGCAAGUGUGUUUUUGAUGUGAUGCGAGCCGUCGCGUUGCUAUGGGAGACGCACUGCCGCAGGAUGGAGACAAGAGAAGCAGAACUGCAGAAGCACCUGGGGGACAUCAAACAAUCACAGCAGCAAUUCAUAAAGAGGAAGAUGGCGCGCGUGGACGUCCCGAUGAAGGACCUUCGUCAGGAGAGCAGCGAGGAGUCUCUGAAGACGUCCCUGGAUAACAUCAAUCUGCUUGUGCUGGACAUCGAGGACCGAGUCCACAGCUUUAGGUCGGAUCAGAAGAAGGCUGUGGAUCUUCUCCCUUCUCUCUUCCUGAAGGACCUGGACCUCUACAGAAGCAGCAUCAUCUCCUUUUUUCAGCUGAACCGGGUUUCCAGCAGAACCACCAAGGCCCGGGGUGGGACAGGAAAAGGAAAGUCCAAGACGAUCCAAAUGGAAAAGGAAUCAGAACUCAUCCUGAUGAAGGCGAAGUCCGCUCUAUCCAAGCUCUAUGACAUCAGCACCAACAUCACCAUUUGCCCAUCAGAGGGUGUGGCCUACAAUGGCCCCGCCUUUUCCUAUCCUGCUGCUGAUCUACCUGAAGACCUGCAGCAUAAAGAACACCUGACCCCUUUUCCUGCAGAGCUGCUCGAAAGCACACUGAGCCAGUUCCGGGUUACGGUUCUGACCCACUUAGAGAAUGGCUUCCAGGACCUCCUCAACAUGUCUGCUGCCGUGGUAACAGGAACCAUGAAUAAGGACCGUUCUGAGCUGGAACCCCUUCUGCAACCGCUGAAGCCAGAAAACAUCCUGACCAACGUAUAUGAGCCCCGUUUGGCUGAGCUGAUACUCCACCAGCAGAGUGUGGAUGUCCACUGCCAGGAAAUAUUUGACCUGAUGACCUCCUGCAGGACGGAACUGAAGCAGCUCGAGACCUCCAUCACCAUGAAGACCCAGGACCUGUCCUCUUCUCUGUCGAGCAUGGAGGACGACGUCCAGACGGCUCGCAGCAGCUCCUGUCUGGCAGUUGUCAGCACCACCAUGCAGGAUCUUCUGGAUCAUCACGUUGAAGACGUUCAGCGAUGUUGGAGCGGCUUCAGGCAGAUGGUCCGGACCAGACUGCAGGAGGCCAGGACCAGAAACUCAGAUCUCCUGACCUCCUUCAGGACUUUCAGCGAAGGAGGAGACUUUUCUCCUCAGGAGGUCGGCAAGUAUCAGAUCAGGCUGGAGAAGGAAAUAAGAAAGAUGAGAUCCAUCCGGAAGUCUAUCUUAGCUGAACUGGAGUUCUUAGAGUCCACGAGUCAGCAACAGGUGAAGGAGGCAUCAGCAGCUCUGGAGAAGAAGCUCGCAGACAAGAAGUCUGAACUGGAAGUCAUCAAGAAAAUCCAGGAACUCAUCAGCAGAACUCAAACUCAGAUCAAGGAUGAGGCCGGCAGCAGCAACCUCCAGCAGGCGGAGAUCAGCAGCAGAUUGGAGGAGCUCGGGAGGAUGACAAGGAGCACACAGGUCUCCCCGGAUCAGCUGUGUUCGUUCCUGUCGUCCACGCAUGAAGAGAUCACAAAGCGCUUCCGGUACCUGGAGCUGGAUCACUCCAAACUGUCAGCUGAUCCUGAAUCCAGGAAGCAGGUGGAAGGUUCCCCCCAAAGUGGCCCACAGCUCCUGAGCAGAACAGCGGUGGACCCACCUGAAGACCCGGUUCUGGGUACCAGCAGCAGGGUCCAGGAUCCAGGAAGAGGUCUGAGUUCGGUCCAGGAGUGGCAGAGCAGCGUUGAUUCUGUCAUUUCUCAAAGGGGGAGUGGCUCCAGGACUAAAACAGACGACAUCACCGCUGAGAAGGGAUUCCGUUUCCUUGGAUUUGAACAGGAAACAGAACCGAACGCGUGCUCCUUCAGCUCAUCCGUGAACUCUGUCCUAUGGAAAACCAAAAAUGAGAUCCGGAAUCUCACGGAGGACACCUGCUGCAGCCUCGACUCCACACAGCAAAGGCUUCUGGGAUACCAGGACCAGGCCAGCGUGUUCCUAAGAGCCAGCAAAACCGAGCUGCUGAAGCAGAUGGCAGAAUUCCAGGAGCUGCUGAGUCCACUACCUGCUGUCUUAAUCAGUAACCACGAGCAACGGCACCGGUCGCAGCUCGCAGAGGAUGUGGGCGUGGCCAGGAGGAGGCUGGAGGAGCUGCUGGCAGCCAGUGAGGAGGAGAAGAGGUCGAACUUCCACAAGCUGAGAGUUUCUCUCACAGCCGACGAGCUGCAGGCGCUGAACGCCAGAGAGGAGCUGAGGCAGCAGCAGCUGCACAGCGCCACCUGGAGCAUGCACCAGGAACUGCAGAAGUGUGUGCGUUCCAGAACAGAGGAGUUUGUGACAUCACUGGCUUCUCUGUCAGAGAAUCUGCUGCUGCUGCUGGACGACCUGCUCACACCUGCAGUGACUCAUCAGCACACUGAACACAAAGCUGUUACCAUGGAGACGGGAGCUGAAACAGGAAGAGGACGCAGGACCUGGCCUGGUAUCUCCUUCCUGUUUACCCCCACCAAGGACUCUGAUCCAUCCACUCCUGUUACCAUGACAACAGAAGAUAUCAUCACAACCACUUACAGCCAGAAACAUGAGGAAGUUAUUGUCAAUAGAGAUGCUGCUGUGAAGCGGUUUGAGAAGCUGUUCAGCUCUGAGACGUCAUGUUCAGAUUCCGAAAAUCAAAGACACCUGAGUGAACAACAACGCUGGAACACACACUGGCAACAACAGAUACACUCUCUGACACAGAUACACACAAUGUAACACACACACACACACACACACACACACACACACACACACACACACACACACACACACACACACACACACACACACACACACACCACAGGAGUGUCUGCAGGUGGAUGAAGACGCUCUGACUUUCUAAAUGUUCCUGGAAGUUGUUUGUUUAUUUGUUGUGAUCCAUGUUUGCUGAAAUAAAGUGUUUACAUGACCGCUGUGA